AUGUGUGGCUGGGCCAUAGUUUCCGCGUUCACGGCUAUGGCAGACAACUACGUCCACCUCCUUGUUCUGAGGCUCUUGCUCGGGUGGUUCAAAGCCCCCUUUUACCCAGGCGCCAUCUACCUGUUGAGCCCAUUUUAUACGAACUCCGAGCUUGCGACGCACCUGGCCAUACUGUACUGCGGGCAGCUCAGUGCCUUUCCGGGGCCAACAAAUACGGGCAUUUUCGCAGGUCUUGAUACGAUGGCUAUCGUCAACUUUUCUGCAGUCGCAGCAAAUAUUUAUACAGCUUACUUAGGGCCUGAUUCUGAGAGCCCACGUUUCUUGGUUGGAAUCGGCAACAGUACUGGAUUCUGCGUUAUGUGCAUGUUAUCCGCGCACUUUAUCUGGUUUCUAUUCAGAAGGCUCCAUAGACAACAGCUACGGGCGCCUGAUGGGGACUCCGUAAAGCUGUUUGCGACAUAG
Molecule: messenger RNA, 462 nt
Organism: Colletotrichum gloeosporioides
Lineage: Eukaryota; Fungi; Ascomycota; Sordariomycetes; Glomerellales; Glomerellaceae
Exons: 2
Coding region: 1-462 (153 amino acids)
Cellular component (GO): membrane
Molecular function (GO): transmembrane transporter activity
Source: RefSeq, a predicted model, not a curated record